UAUUUAUAAAAAGGAAACAUGUCUGCUACGCCAAGGUGCUGCCGGUUGUGUGGGCAGAGCAUAUGGACGCCACCUACCCCUUCUGGCUGGGAAAAGAUGGUCAACGUCUUAAAAGGGGUGCUAAUAGAAUGCGACCCCACCACGAACCAGUUCCUGUUCUACCUGGAUGAGUCCAACGCCCUGGGCAAGAUGUUCAUUAUCCAGGACCUUGAUAACACGCACGCCUUGCACGUCUUAGUCAUCGCCGAGCUGGUGGGUGUCCUGCAGGAGCGCGUGGGCGAGCUCAUGGACCAGAACGCCUUCUGGCUCACCCAGAAGUGAGCCACCCUGUGUCCUGGGGGGCUGGCGGGGUCAGUCACGUGUAAGCCACUGUGG
This is a messenger RNA of Erinaceus europaeus (western European hedgehog), 375 nucleotides long. RefSeq names its product general transcription factor IIH subunit 5-like. Gene Ontology annotation, cellular component: transcription factor TFIIH holo complex; transcription factor TFIIH core complex. The record is from RefSeq and is a predicted model, not a curated record. The transcript has a single exon. The coding region runs from base 19 to 321 and encodes 100 amino acids. Lineage: Eukaryota; Metazoa; Chordata; Mammalia; Eulipotyphla; Erinaceidae. Gene Ontology annotation, biological process: nucleotide-excision repair, preincision complex assembly; nucleotide-excision repair; transcription initiation at RNA polymerase II promoter.